UAGUACUAAUGGAACGCUGCACGAGCAAUGAACAAGCGAAUGCUUCCCAAUUUCGCGAAAUUUUCGCUUUACCAUUCAUUUGCCGUACGGCAGUUUGAGAGAUGACUAAUUAUUAUUCUGAAAUGCCCGUCCAUAUCGCAUACUCUGAUUAUGAUUUUCAUAAUUCACGAUUUAAAUCCAUGACUAUGUUUUUUCAGUCGCGCUUGAAAUUUUUUUCCCUUUCGAAAUCUGCCAUGAAUAGUGUUUUUCAGUUCGCGUACUGUAUUAUGAGCGUGUUGUAUUACUGCGCAGAAGGUUUCAUUACACUGUUCAUACCGAAAUCUUUUCGGACAACGAAAAGCAUCUAUGGCGAAAUUGCUCUGAUUACGGGAGCGGGAAGCGGCAUCGGGCGCCUGAUUGCCGUUCGCUUAGCGAAACUGGGUGCGAAAAUUGUCCUGUGGGAUGUUAAUACCGCUGGCCUGGAACAAACGAAAGCCAUGAUCGAAAAGGACGGCGGAGAAGCGACAAUGUACUUCUGCGACGUCACAGAUCUUCAGGUGUACGAAACGGCUGAACGGGUUCGUCAGGAAGUCGGGGAUGUUUCCUUGUUGGUCAACAAUGCGGGAAUUGUUAACGGACGAUGGUUCAUGGAUAUUCCCGAUGAGAAAAUCGAGAAAGUCAUGGAAGUUAAUGUGAUUGCUCAUUUUUGGACUUUGAAGGCAUUCCUGCCUCAUAUGAUGACAUUGAAUCAUGGACAUGUAGUAACAAUUUCCAGCAUUGCCGGUCGAAAUCCCACUGCCCGCCUUGUUGAUUAUUGUGCCAGUAAACAUGGGGCAUUGGGUUUACAUGAGUCAGUGGCUUUGGAACUGCGCGCUUUGGGCAAGGAUGGCAUUCAGAUGACCAAUAUUUGUCCGUUCUUUAUUAAUACUGGAAUGUUCGAAGGGGCUAAAGCCAGGCUGCCAUUUUUGUUACCGUUAACGGAGCCCGAUUAUGUCGCUGAGCGAGUGGUUAGAGCUAUUCUGCUUAACCAACACCAGGUGUACAUUCCCCGAAGCUUAUAUUUCCUCAUGCCCUUACGAGCGCUGCUCCCACGUAAAGCGAUCAUAGCUAUCGAAGACUUUUUGGGAGUUCAGGAUUUCAUGGCAUCUUUUGUUGGGCGCGAAAGAAGGAAAGUUACUCAAGACUGGUCGCGGGAUCGGGCAUCUGCUGGAACGCCAUCGUGAAUCAGUUAUAGCCAUGUUUCUCAUUGGCGUAGCGUUUUGUGCCUGUACAGUGACUGCGGUUGUUCCUGGAUCACAACGUUGCCUUGCCAAGAACUUGUUCAGUUUAUGUUUUAUUAGCAGACAGGUUAUUAUGUGUUAUGUCUUACUCAUGGACCAAAUUGUGAUCUGCUGUGUUAAUCCGGUUUCGGUUUUUCGUUGUAUAAUGAACAUUUUAUUAAAACUCUUGAUGGAUUCCAGAACACCUUUUCCAAGGUUACGAUUAAGAUUUAAACAUUAACGUUUUGCUUCGAAA
Paramacrobiotus metropolitanus is the source of this 1494-nucleotide messenger RNA. RefSeq names its product epidermal retinol dehydrogenase 2-like. The record is from RefSeq and is a predicted model, not a curated record. Gene Ontology annotation, cellular component: lipid droplet. Gene Ontology annotation, molecular function: oxidoreductase activity, acting on the CH-OH group of donors, NAD or NADP as acceptor. NCBI's taxonomy places the organism in Eukaryota, Metazoa, Tardigrada, Eutardigrada, Parachela, Macrobiotidae.